Trametes versicolor FP-101664 SS1 is the source of this 2673-nucleotide messenger RNA. Its product is annotated as leucyl aminopeptidase. The coding region runs from base 1 to 2673 and encodes 890 amino acids. Gene Ontology annotation, molecular function: peptide binding; zinc ion binding; metalloaminopeptidase activity. The transcript has 25 exons. Gene Ontology annotation, biological process: peptide catabolic process; proteolysis. NCBI's taxonomy places the organism in Eukaryota, Fungi, Basidiomycota, Agaricomycetes, Polyporales, Polyporaceae. Gene Ontology annotation, cellular component: cytoplasm. The record is from RefSeq and is a predicted model, not a curated record.
AUGUCUGCCAGCGCACCCGCUUCUGCUCAGCAGGACUACCGCCUGCCCACGGACGUUAAGCCUACACACUAUGACCUCACUGUGUGGACCGACCUCGAGAACUCCAAGUUCGAGGGCAUCGUCCACAUUGACGUCACCGUAAACAAGGAGACGUCCGCCGUCGUUCUCAAUACAGCUAACCUCGAGCUUGGCGAGGCCUCGCUCAAGACGGGCGGGGCGCUCGACACUGUUCUCGACGUGUCCAAGCGCGAGCUUGACACAGAGAACGAGCGUGUUGUGUACUCGCUCGCCAAGCCGCUUUCCAAGGGCGCGAGCGCGCGCCUCUCCGUCGCGUUCAAGGGCGAGCUCACCGGUGACAUGCUCGGCUACUACCGCUCGACAGGCGGCAAGGACAGCGAGCUCAGAUACACCCUUACCCAGUUCGAGCCCACCGCCGCGCGCCGUGCGUUCCCCUGCUGGGACGAGCCGCUGCUCAAGGCGACGUUCGCCGUUACGCUUGUCUCGCGCGUGAACUCUGUCAACCUGAGCAACAUGCCCGCGAUCUCGGAGGAGGUGUACAAGCCCGACGCCGCGAUCGCGGAGCCCUGGAUCGCGAAGAAGCUGUCUACGCUGCCCGAUGCCGGGCAGUGGAAAAUCACCCAGUUCGAGGCGACUCCCCCGGUUUCUACGUAUCUGGUUGCUUAUGCAAAUGGACCGUUCGAGUACCUCGAGAGCUCCUACAAGAGCCCCCUGAGCGGCAAAGUGCGGCCAUUGCGCAUCUAUGCUACUGCGGACGUCAUUGGCCAGGCUCAGUUCGCACUCGACAUCAAGCGCCUUGUCUUGCCGCUCUACGAAGAGGUAUUCGACAUUGAGUACCCAUUGCCCAAGUUGGAUACCUUGGUGGCAAGCGAUUUCGAUUCCGGUGCCAUGGAGAAUUGGGGUUUGAUCACCGGCCGGACGCAAGCCUUCCUGCUAGACCCGGCUUCUUCGAGUAUCAAAUACAAGCAAAACGUCGCUGCUACGCAGAGCCACGAAGUCGCGCACAUGUGGUUCGGAAACAUUACUACCAUGGAGUGGUGGGAUAACCUGUACUUGAAUGAAGACAAGGUUUUCCCGGAGUGGAAAUUGGACGCGGAGUUCUUGCCUUCUCACUUCUACCGUGCACGUGCUCUGGAUGCGAAGCUUUCGUCGCAUCCUAUCGAGGUUGACUGCCCAGACGCAAACAUGAUCAACCAGAUUUUCGACCACCUGUCAUACGCAAAGGCUGCCUCCGUGCUUCGUAUGUUGGCCAGCUAUGUCGGAGAGAACCGCUUCUUGAAGGGUGUGUCGAUUUACCUCAAGAAGCACAUGUACAAAAACAGUGUUACUCGGGAUCUGUGGGAGGGUAUCCAGGCCGCUACCGAUCUGGACAUUCCCAAGAUGAUGGACAACUGGGUCAAGAAGAUGGGCUAUCCCGUCCUCACUGUCACGGAGAAGGAGGGCGGCAUCCACGUCAGGCAGGACAGAUUCCUCGAGACUGGGCCGGCGGACCCCAAGGACAACGAGACAAUCUGGACUCUCCCCUUGAACCUGCUCAUAGUCGACAAUGAGGGCAAGAGCAUCUUGAACAAGGCUACUCUCCUGGAUGAGCGCGAGAAGUUCAUCCCGCUCGACACCAGCAAGCCGUUCAAGCUCAAUGCGGACACGACUGGUUUCUACGCGGUCCAGUACUCUCCGGACAGGCUCACCAAGCUCGGGCAGCAAGCAGCCGCGCCCAACUCCCCCUUCACCCUCUCGGACAGAAUUGGCAUUGUCUGCGACUCACUGGCGCUCGCGAGGGCUGGCUAUUCGACCGUCAGCAGCACUCUUGAGCUUAUCAGCGUUCUGCACAGCGAGAAAGAGUAUCUGGUUUGGGAUGCCAUCGCGACCAACCUGUCCACGAUCGUAUCUACGUGGUGGGAGAACCCUGGGGUCGUCGAGCGUCUGAACGUAUUCCGCAGGGAGCUGUUCGUUCCGAUCGUGAAGCGUCUCGGGUUCGAGUACAAGGACUCCGACCCAUACGAUGACGUGCAGUUGCGCACCACUGCGAUCUCGCAGUGUGCUGAAGCAGGGGAUCCUUGGGUGCUGAGCGAACUAAAGAGUCGAUUCGACCAUUUCCUCAAAACCGGAGACGACUCGAAGAUCCCCAGUGACCUCACCUCCGUUACCUUUAGAACCGCCGUGCAGGAAGGCGGGAAGGAGGAGUGGGAGGCCGUCAAGCGCAUCGCGAUCAAGGCCAAGAGUCCUUCGCAGGGCCUUUCCGCCAUGCAGGCGAUGGGCGCGAGCAAGGACCUCAGCCUCGCGGAGGCUACGUUCCAGUUCAUCAUGACCGAGGCGCGCGACCAGGACACGUUCUACUACGCAGGCGGCCUCAUGCGCAACCCUGCUACGAGGCGCUUCCUCGCAACCAAGUUCAAGGAGAACUUCCCCGCGUUCGAGAAACGUUAUGCGGGGAACUUCGGGCUCAUUCGCUGGACCGAGACCUCCUUUGGUGGGCUCUCGUCUGACAAGGACUACGAGGAGACUGCUGCGUUCUUCAAGGACAAGGACACCUCCAAGUUCGACAUGGCCCUCAAGCAGACUCUGGACACGAUCCGCUCGCGCGCGGCAUGGGUGAAGCGGUCGACUACCGAACUCUCGCAAUGGCUGGAGCACCGUGGGAGCUCUAAGUUGUAG